GGUGGCUACAUUGUGUCUAUUGUAUCCCUGGGCUUGCGUAUUAGUGCUUUUCUCCGGACCUGAAAUUCAUUAGCGAAAGCCAUGGCCGAUGAGCAAGAAAUCAUGUGCAAAUUGGAAAGCAUUAAAGAAAUCAGCUGGUCUGUUUCCUGCUUUGGGGGUCAUUUCAGGAACAAGACACUGCAGAUGGAGAAGAUCAAGGCCCGUUUGAAGGCUGAGUUUGAGGCCCUUGAGUCAGAAGAGAGGCACCUGAAGGAAUACAAGCAGGAGAUGGACCUCCUUCUACAAGAGAAGAUGGCCCAUGUGGAAGAACUCCGGCUGAUUCAUGCUGACAUCAAUGUGAUGGAAAACACUAUCAAACAGUCUGAGAAUGACCUAAACAAGCUGCUAGAGUCUACCCGGAGGCUACAUGAUGAGUAUAAGCCACUAAAGGAACAUGUGGAUGCCCUGCGCAUGACUCUGGGUCUGCAGAGGCUCCCUGACCUAUGUGAAGAGGAGGAAAAACUCUCCUUGGAUUACUUUGAGAAGCAGAAAGCAGAGUGGCAGACGGAACCUCAGGAGCCUCCCAUUCCUGAGUCCCUGGCGGCUGCAGCCGCUGCUGCACAACAACUCCAAGUGGCUAGGAAGCAGGACACUCGGCAGACAGCCACCUUCAGGCAGCAGCCCCCACCCAUGAAGGCCUGCUUGUCAUGCCAUCAGCAAAUUCACCGAAACGCACCUAUAUGCCCUCUGUGCAAAGCCAAGAGUCGGUCCCGGAACCCCAAAAAGCCAAAGCGGAAACAGGAUGAAUGAAGAGAAGGGUGAUACUUAGAGCUCUGCAGCUCAUAACACCUCCCCUUGGCCAGAGUGAUUGAUGUCCUGAUGUGAAGAAACACUUCCCCAACUCUAUCCAGUCUCCUAUUUAAUAUGAUGGAAGCACAACCCCAUUCUCACAAUCCCUUUUUCUUAUUUCUUUCUGAACUUGAUGGUAUCUGGUUUAGGAAAAGGUUUGGUUUAGGUGCUAAUGACAGUAUGAGUGCUUUUGCAGACUCCUUGUCUCACAACCACACCCACAUUUCUCCAGCCUUUCCCUUGUUUGGAGCUCAAAGAAGGGCAAAAAAUCCCACAUAGGUUUUCUCUGUUUCUUGUGUCCAGGACCUAGGGUCUUAAAUUCUGAGCACUGGUGGAGGCCCAGAUCUUGUUUCAGAGGAAGGCCCCAUAAAGCCCAUUCCCUAUGUUUUUUCCUUUGGCUCCAAGAGGAUAACAGUCCUCUUACUGGACUUUACAAAAGGCUUGAUGCAUAUAUCUUCCUCACUUCCAGUCUCGUCUCCUCCUCAAGGUCCAUAGGUGUCCUGGACAUGCUCUCCUUUCAUACUUAUUUGGGAGACCCAAAUAAGUAGAGUUCAUUUCCAUCACCAGUCUCUCAGAUAUACUAAAGUUCUCCGGUACCUGGCUGUGUGUCUGAGUAUCCUGAGAUCUGCAUGCAAGCCUUUCUCUUUUAUAAACGUAGCCUUUCUUUGCAGAUCAGUCCCCACAGUGAAAAUCAGGGAGCUCUGUCCUGCCUAACUUCCUGCCCUAAAUCAUUGGGCUUAAUGGGUCUGCUGUUAGGGCUAUUUUGUCCUGAGAGGAGUCCUAGGAUGUCAUCUGUGUUGCCUUUGGCUUAAAGUUACCACUAUGGCACUUAAUAGUAUAUCUUCGGAGUCAGUGGAGUGGGUAGAGAUUCAUGUGAAUGUUGAUUAUUUUACACCUACAGGAGAGUAGGAUACCUUUUCCAUUCAUUUGUGCUUUUCUGGGGCCUGACCUCUUCCAUUAAGCAACCUUGACUCAGCUUGGCUGCUGGCUGCCCCUUUUCUGGUUGAUUAUGUAAUGGCAUUCCCUCCCCUCCCUAUCUGCAAGAAAAGACACCAAGCUCCCCAGGCCCUACAGCUCCUCUCCCCCAUACACUCCUUCUACCCCCCCACACCAAAGUUAGAACUCUAGUUGAGUCAGUUUCAGAGAGGGGGGCUGACUGACUGAACAUAUCUUAGCUCUAGUUCUCAGUCCCUGUAAAGGUGCGGAGUAUGUUUUCCUUCCUUAGUUUUCCUUCCUUAGUUUUAUGUUGCCACAGUGUCUGUGUGUUCAUAGUAUAAAAAGUUCUUCCACUUUUUUAAAACUGAGAGUGUGAUGUUCUUACUGAUCAUUUAAAAUAAACAUUUGAUCAUUGGAAUAAAU
This is a messenger RNA of Sorex fumeus (smoky shrew), 2187 nucleotides long. It is a transcript of the gene ZC4H2, whose product is annotated as zinc finger C4H2-type containing. The record is from RefSeq and is a predicted model, not a curated record. The transcript has 5 exons. Lineage: Eukaryota; Metazoa; Chordata; Mammalia; Eulipotyphla; Soricidae. Gene Ontology annotation, biological process: positive regulation of neuron differentiation. The coding region runs from base 82 to 789 and encodes 235 amino acids. Gene Ontology annotation, cellular component: nucleus.